GUGCCUAUUGCCUAUUUCAAGUCUUUUCCACAUGUUUGCUGAUAGCGAGCAUGUCUUCGCGGCAAUGGCUUCUAGUCCUCCAUAGCAGUGGAGAGGACAGGCGCCAAUAAGGAAGAUGGUGAGAGACCACAAAGAGGCAGCAAAAGGUCUGAAUUCUCGUGAACCUUUGAUGGUGCUUCCCGGUGUGCGCUCCACACAGCCACCACAGCCUCCUGACACCUCGCAGAGUCGCCCCCGUGACCAGUCCAAAGUGACCAAGCCCGUCAGAUUCUUGGAGCCCUUGGCAAUCGGCGGUCGGUGUGCUGACACAGCAGAUGAAGCGACAUCAUGCUUCAUAUCUGAAUCAGAGACGCAUGAUGAAAUGCUAAGCAUCAGCACGUCUACCGCAAUGAGCUGUCCUGCGUUGAAGAUUAGAAAUGAAUGGGGUGCACCUGCGUCUUCGCUCCUUCAGGGCGAUCUAGCCAGGAAUCAAACAUUGAAGAAAAAGCUUGCAGAUUUGCGGCUCAGCGACUUCUUUGAUGCGCAUGGAGGGCCAAAUUUCAAACGACUGAGUAUCAGCUUCGCAGCCAAGCAAAACCAUGAUGUUGCAAGCACUUUUGGAUCGACAGGUGACCUCCAUGCCCUUGAGUCCGAAGACCCUUCAGACUUCCUGACAGAGGGUGAGGGUGAAGAUGAGGAUGGGAACGGCAUGCUUGGAAGUUCAAAGGCAUUCUUGGCAGCUUCAGAGGCACUAGCCAAAGACUUGCGGAUGACGCGCGAAAAAGCGGAUGCCCUGUUGCGGAAGGUGAGAAAUGAAGAGCGAUUGCGCACAGCAGACGUUGACCAGCGUAGGCUCAACCUGCUGUUUGCGGAGAUACCUUCAUUCGAGAGCCUUGUCCCCAAGGAGAUAGACAUUAAAGACUUGAUGCCAGCUGACCUUCUUGAAGAAGAGGAAGUUGCUGAAAAACAAUCCAUGGAGCGACAAAAUGCCUUCCUUACCGACAAGAAGUUUAUUGAGGGACAACAAAUGUUUUGGCUGUUUCCGCAAGCUGAAGUGUUGGUGAUCUCCAAGUGUUUGCAACGCUGGUGUGUUUCCACACGCGGAUCAAACUUGACCAUUGGCACAUCGGGCAUGGACCGGCCAACUUUUUGUCGCUUCCUUUUUGAUAUGGACUUGAUUGGUGAAGGGGUCCCUUACUUUUGGGCAGUCAGUCUAUUCGACAGUGUGGCCCAACCAAUGCGACUGUGCACCCACGCCAACCAUUCGGCCACAGCCCCGCUCCAGCCGAUUGUCAACCGCUUCCGGCUCAUUUCGGUGGUGGAUGUCAUCCUUCGCCAACGUUUUGACACAAGCAGCAGGGAGGAGUUCUUGAAGCAACUGAAGGAAUUUGCCAAAAAAUUGAAAAUCUACGGUGACGAAGUGAAGCGAGACCUGGAUCGUAGCGAAGCACGUGAAGAGUGGAGGAGCCAACCUGAAAAGGACUUAGCUAGAAGGGAGCGACUCAUAUCUGCAAUGCUCAUCGAACCGGAAGUCCUUCAUGUGGUUUCAGCCUUCCACCAUGUAUUCCGGACCUUGUUUGACUGCUACGCACCGAGUGGCCAUAUGCAGUAUACUGACCUUUGGCAGUUUUGUGUGGACUUCCAGCUGACUCCGCAAUUCAUCACCGAACAGCAGCUUCGAAAGGCAUAUGAAGUUGUCGAGUGCUUUGACAUUUUGCCGGCAAGACUCGUCAGAGAGCCACCUCGAGCCAGAAAACAAACUGUGAGAGACCCCAAGAGGCAUAGAAGCAAAACCCAUUCCGCAAAUUCUGCACAUUCUGCGUCGGCACCUAGUUCAAUGCACAGUGUUUCUCCUGCACCCUCUAAUUUGUCAGACGUACGGGAGGAAAGUGAACGAGCUGAGCGAACCAGAGAUUCAGUACUUUCAGGAGCAGCUUCAACCACAUCAGCUGCGGAAGAGUCUGAGCUGCUUGAAUGUGAGACGGUGUUCGGUCCGAAUGCUUUUGCUGAGGCACUUUGCAGGAUAUGCUUCCUAUAUUUGGGAUUCUAUGGUAGCACAUUGCAGCAGAGUAGCUCCUCAUAUUUCAAGGUCUCGUGGCUAAUCAGCUUUCUUCGGCGAAUUUCGACCCUCAUGUGUGAGAGCCAAGGGUCGCUGACGGGAGGGGCCGCCUCUUUGCAAAGCAUGCGAUGGCUUGGCUCCUCAGGCUUGGAUGGCUUGGCCUUAUUCUGGGAGCCAAGAGUUGAUGAUUUGGAGACGGCCACAGCUGCCGUGCUUCAACCAUUGCCAGGCCCAGGGAAUCGAAAGGCCACUAGACGACGAUCCAAACAGCAGACCAUGGCUCCCAGGUUGAAGCCAAGCAGGCGGAUGAAAGAAGCAACGCAGUCGGUCAACAAGCAGAAGACAUUGAGUAGCAUUAGAGAAGCCGCAAAGAACCUGGGAAAGGCUGCCAUGGUAGUAAAAGCAAUGUCAGAAACCCAAAAGUUGAGUGGAGUGAUCCCACGAAAGUUCGAUGACUCGUCCAGUGAGGAAGAAGUUCAUGCUCCAUCAAGGCCUGUAGCCACCAAGGAUAGGAUUGAAGCUCUCACAACACAGGUGGCGGCAUCGUUCCAAAAGCCACUAAAGCCCCAAAAAACGGUGAAAGCACCAGGGCCGCUGAUGCCAGUGGAGGAGCUCUUCAAGGUGGAAGGGGGAUGUCGAGCAAUUGCGGAGAAAGAAGGAGGCCUCGAAGGAGUCAAAGGAGUCUGUCAGCUUUGUGACAGAACAGGAGGCUUGAAUCAAGGCAUUGCCAGCUGGGGUAAUCCACGUUGCCGCGGUUGUUCCAUUGUUGAUGCGAUCAAUCUAAAGGCGCAUCCGUUUGCACGGCUGCUACAGCCUGAGUGCCACACCAAUGCAAAAAUACUGAGGCCCAAAGCCAAAGCACAGCUUGGGGCACGUUUGCGAGCUGUGUUCACGCUGCCCGCAUCAACAACCCACGCUGAGUCGCACGCACUUCUUGACUAGACUGGACUAGACCAACCAGGAUAGUCAAGAGGUCAAAGAGUCAAAACUCAAGACAUUGAGUGUGGAUGCCUCCGACACCUCUGACGUUCAGUCAUUGAGCCUCAACUGGGUCAUUGGCAGAUACUAGUUGCUAGAAUAAUGUGAAGUUGAGCGCUUUACGGUAAUACGUGCACAGUAGAUUCAGUAGAUAUUUUUGUUUCACCGAGAAUCACUCCCAAAGGGAUUUCGGCUUAGAGAUUAAA
Durusdinium trenchii is the source of this 3222-nucleotide messenger RNA. The record is from the annotation of a GenBank genome assembly. Lineage: Eukaryota; Dinophyceae; Suessiales; Symbiodiniaceae.